GAUUGUUUCUCUUUGAUAAACCCAAAUCGAUAAAUUCGUUCCAAUUCCAGUGAGCUCCGGAAAUGGCGUCCUUCAAGUUGAUGCCUUCUUCCAAUUCCGAUCUGUCUCGCCGUAAUUCUUCUUCUGCUUCAUCUUCCCCUUCUGUAAGAUCAUCUCACCAUCUCCGACCAAAUCCUCUAGCCGAUCACUCCAGAAUCAGUUUCGCUUACGGCGGAGGCAACGAUUACACUUUCGCGUCUGAUUCAAAGCCCUUCGAGAUGGCGAUUGAUGUUGAUCGGAGUAUCGGAGAUCGGAACAGCGUUAACAACGGUAAGAGUGUGGACGAUGUUUGGAAAGAGAUUGUAUCUGGAGAGCAAAAGACCAUCAUGAUGAAGGAGGAAGAACAAGAAGAUAUAAUGACGCUUGAGGAUUUCUUAGCCAAAGCAGCAAUGGAUGACGGAGGUUCAGAUGAAAUUGAUGUUAAGAUUCCACCGGAGAGACUCAACAACGACGGUAGCUAUACAUUCGAUUUUCCGAUGAUGUCUCAGCCGCAGCUACACAGUUCGUUUCAGAUGAUUGAAGGAUCAAUGGGUGGAGGAGGAACAAUGAGAGGAAAGAGAGGGAGAGUGAUGACGGAGGCAAUGGAUAAAGCUGCAGCUCAGAGACACAAGAGGAUGAUCAAGAACCGUGAAUCCGCUGCUAGGUCUCGAGAGAGGAAACAGGCUUAUCAAGUUGAGUUAGAGACUUUGGCUGCGAAACUAGAGGAAGAGAAUGAGCAGCUUUUGAAGGAGAUUGAAGAGAGCACUAAAGAGAGAUACAAGAAGCUCAUGGAGGUUCUGAUUCCGGUCGAUGAGAAACCAAGGCCAACGUCGAGGCCCCUAAGCAGAAGCCAUUCCUUGGAAUGGUGAAGUGGUAAAAAACCUUUUGUAUGUAAAAAAAAUAAAAACAUAUGGGCUUGAUUACUAUAUUAUAAUCUAUAUAGUAAAGUGAUGGUGAUAUGGUUAGUACUUAGUUACCUGUAGUGUCUCUCAGGAAUGUAAUGUAUAAUACAUAGCUUUUGCUGAU
This is a messenger RNA of Arabidopsis arenosa, 1044 nucleotides long. The record is from the annotation of a GenBank genome assembly. Lineage: Eukaryota; Viridiplantae; Streptophyta; Magnoliopsida; Brassicales; Brassicaceae.